UGACGCGGCUUCCUCACGCUGCAGCAGCGCUUCCCCGGCCGGGGACAGCCUCUCCUACUACCCUUCGCCUGCGGACUCCUUCUCCAGCAUGGGAUCGCCCGCCAACCCCCCGGACUUCUGCACGGAUCUCGCCGCCUCCAGCGCCAACUUCGUUCCCACGGUGACCGCCAUCUCCACGAGCCCCGACCUGCAAUGGCUGGUGCAGCCCACCCUGAUCUCGUCCGUGGCCCCGUCGCAGACACGGACUCACCCCUACGGCGUCCCUGCUGCUCCCGCCGGCACCUACUCCAGGGCUCCGGUCGUCAAGGCCACCGGAGGCAGAGGGCAAAGCAUUGGCCGGAGGGGCAAAGUCGAGCAGCUGUCCCCCGAGGAGGAGGAGAAGCGGAGGAUCCGGAGGGAAAGGAACAAGAUGGCAGCUGCCAAAUGCCGCAACCGCAGGAGGGAGCUGACCGACACCCUCCAAGCGGAGACGGACCAGCUGGAGGAGGAGAAGUCAGCGCUGCAGAGCGAGAUCGCGGGGCUGCUGAAGGAGAAGGAGAAGCUGGAGUUCAUCCUGGCCGCGCACCGCCCUGCCUGCAAGAUCCCCGAUGAGCUGCGCUUCCCCGAGGAGCUGGCGGCCGCCUCCAUGGACCUGGGCCCAGUGCCCAGCCCGCCGCAGGCCGAGCCCGAGGCCGAGCCCGAGGAGGCCGCCUUCGUCCUGCCGCUCAUGCCUGAGCCAGCCCCGGCCCCAAUCCCGGCCGAGCCGCCGAAGGCCAGCGGGCUGGAGCUGAAAGCUGAGCCUUUCGACGAGUUUCUCUUCCCGCACUCGUCCCGCGAGACCGCCCGCUCCGUGCCCGACAUGGACCUGGCCGGCUCCUCGGCCUUCUACGCGGCGGACUGGGAGGCGCUGGGCGCCGGCGCCGGCGGGGAGCUGGAGCCGCUCUGCACGCCCGUGGUGACCUGCACGCCCUGCCCCAGCGCCUACACCUCCACCUUCGUCUUCACCUACCCCGAGGCCGACGCCUUCCCCAGCUGUGCGGCCGCGCACCGGAAGGGCAGCAGCAGCAACGAGCCCUCCUCCGACUCGCUCAGCUCCCCCACACUGCUGGCCUUGUGAGAGCCGGGCCCAGGGCACGGACUCCGGAUCCCAGCCCCCUGCUGGUGCUGCUCGAGGGGGGCUUCCGCCUCCCUCUCGACCCCCAGCUGAGCAGGGGCAGCCCGGACCUGCGCUCCAGGACCUUGCGGGGUGCUGCUCGGGGAGGCCUCGCACCUCUUCCAGAGAUGUAGCAAAUCAAUCGCAUGGAGUUCGUCUUGUCCCCAGUGCCCCAUCUAUGAGAGCUGGUAGUCUGUAGCAUGUCCAACAUGGCUGGGUUGGUGACUCCCCUUCCCUCCUUAGUAUCACUAGCAUUAAUUAAUGAAUAGCUCUUGGUUUCAUGACUUGGAAUUUAACCUGGUGCUGGGUUUCUCCAACUCGUUAUCUAGUGCAGCUGAUCUAACAAUAACUACUGUGUCCCUGGCAAUAUCGUGUUCUGAUGACUUAGCAAUGACCCAUCUUAACUGGGGGGGGCAAAAAGAGACUCUCCUUUAUUUUCUAGUAGAUAGAUAAAUGGCUAUAUCCAUGUACUGUAGUUCAACAUCAAUGUUCAUCAUUCUCUUACUGAUCAUGCGUUGUCAAGGUGGUCUGAAUGUUCUGACAUAAGUUUUCCAUGAAAACGUUUUUAUUGUGCAUUUUAAUUUAUUUAUGAAGAUGGAUUCUCAGAUAUUUAUAUUUUUAUUUUAUUUUUUUCUACCUUGAGGUCUUUUUUGGACAUGUGGAAAGUGAACUUGGAUGAAACUCUUAAGCAUUGUUUGCUUAUUAUUGUUCAGAGACGUUGUCAAUAAAAAGCAUUUAAGUCAAAUGUGA
Alligator sinensis (Chinese alligator) is the source of this 1882-nucleotide messenger RNA. It is a transcript of the gene FOS, whose product is annotated as Fos proto-oncogene, AP-1 transcription factor subunit. The record is from RefSeq and is a predicted model, not a curated record. Gene Ontology annotation, cellular component: nucleus. Gene Ontology annotation, biological process: regulation of transcription by RNA polymerase II. Gene Ontology annotation, molecular function: DNA-binding transcription factor activity, RNA polymerase II-specific; RNA polymerase II cis-regulatory region sequence-specific DNA binding. The transcript is spliced from 4 exons. NCBI's taxonomy places the organism in Eukaryota, Metazoa, Chordata, Crocodylia, Alligatoridae. Bases 89 to 1096 code for a protein of 335 amino acids.